AUGCAGAUUUUCUUUUUCCCCACCUGCACGGGCCGUCGAUUGUGGGGUGGGACAUUAGUGAUCGAGCCGGGCGCCGUCAUUGGCCUUUGCGAACCCGGUCGGCGGGGCGGGCGCCGACUUCAGCGCGGUUCUCUCCUAGUGUUACAACACUCAGCAAGAGCUCCCCGUCUCCUUUACUGA
This is a messenger RNA of Microbotryum saponariae, 180 nucleotides long. The record is from the annotation of a GenBank genome assembly. NCBI's taxonomy places the organism in Eukaryota, Fungi, Basidiomycota, Microbotryomycetes, Microbotryales, Microbotryaceae.